GUGAUUAAAAGAACGUUUGAGAUGAAAAGUCUAGUUUUUUGCUUGUUGCUAGUAAUAGGAGUGCAAGGAAUUGAGUUAAUUUGCAAUUACAUUACUGUGGAUUGGAAAGAUGGCGCCUACAUUUGUGAUGCUGUAAAUUUUACAGCGACUAAAAGAUAUCUUGAAGUUGACUCACUUCAUGGUGAACAUAUUGAAAAUAAAACUAACUUUGAUGUGACUGCAAUCAGAAUUGAUAGCCAAACUGCUGAAUAUAUGCCUUGGGGAUUUGAUAAAUUCUUUCCAAACAUGACGGAUUAUGCAAUUAUUGAAUCAAAACUAGAAAAAAUUCAGCGAUCUGACCUUGAAAAUCUUACAUUUCUCAAGGUUCUGUCUUUGAAUGAUAACGAAAUUAAUCAACUUCUCGCUGACACUUUUGAUGACAUGACGAACUUGGAGUAUUUGUCGUUAUCAAAAAACAAAAUUAAAGAAUUGCCAGACAAUGUUUUUCGUGCAUUAACUAACUUGCAAGGACUUUACAUUGAUUCAAAUGAACUUUCUGAAAUUUCUUUCAAAGUUCUGGAAAAUAAUACAAUGUUGAAAGAGUUGGCAUUAAACAACAAUCAACUUGAAUACAUAAACAGUGAAAUAUUUGGACAUUUAGUCAAUCUGGAAUAUGUCAAUUUGAGCAGCAAUAAAUGCAUCGGAAUUUUCAUCACUUCGAUCAAACAUUUUGGAAGUGCAAGAAUCAAAGAAAUUCUCAAAUUAAAUUGCAAUAACGUGGAGAAGAAAUUUGAACAAUGUAAAGAAGAUUAUGAGAAAUUAAGAUUUCAUUACAAUUUGUUGCUAUUGGAAGAGAAGAAUAGAAAAUAUAAAUCAGACGCUGGUUAA
Messenger RNA from Clunio marinus, 867 nucleotides. NCBI's taxonomy places the organism in Eukaryota, Metazoa, Arthropoda, Insecta, Diptera, Chironomidae. The record is from the annotation of a GenBank genome assembly.